CAAUUAAUCAACGAAACUUUGGUUUGUAAGGAGGGAAGGCGCCGCAUCAAAGUUCCCUUCCACGACUCCUGCUUUGAAGCUCUUCGCUUGCUUCCACUGUAACUUGCAUUCGUAGCUGAGGGGCAAGCACAGAGCUGCAAAUCUGAUGGGGAAGAAGACGAAGAAACCGGGAAAAGGAAAAGAAAAGACUGAGAGGAAAACCGCGAAAGCCGAGGAAAAGAAAGCUCGAAGGGAGAACAAGAAGAUUUCUCCCGAGGAUGAUAUUGACGCAAUUCUUCUGAGUAUACAAAAGGAGGAAGCGAAGAAAAAGGAAGUUCAUGUUGAGGAAAAUGUCCCUGCGCCAUCUCCUCGGUCCAAUUGUUCGCUGACCAUCAAUCCACUGAAAGAAACGGAGUUGAUCCUCUAUGGGGGUGAAUUCUACAAUGGUACCAAGACAUUUGUCUAUGGUGAUCUUUACCGAUAUGAUGUUGAGAAACUAGAGUGGAAACUAAUUUCAAGUCCCAAUAGUCCCCCUCCUCGUAGUGCUCAUCAAGCUGUUGCUUGGAAGAAUUACCUCUAUAUUUUUGGUGGAGAGUUUACAUCUCCAAACCAAGAGAGGUUUCACCACUACAAGGAUUUCUGGAUGUUGGACCUGAAAACAAAUCAGUGGGAACAAAUAAAUUUAAAAGGUUGUCCUAGUCCACGCUCUGGUCAUCGGAUGGUCUUAUACAAGCACAAAAUUAUUGUUUUUGGUGGCUUCUAUGACACUUUAAGAGAAGUGAGAUAUUAUAAUGAUAUGUAUGUAUUUGACCUGGAUCAGUAUAAGUGGCAAGAAAUAAAGCCUGGUCCUGGUGCAAUGUGGCCUAGUCCUCGAAGUGGCUUUCAAUUUUUUGUUCACCAAGAUGAGGUUUUCUUGUAUGGUGGCUAUUUUAAAGAAAUUCAAUCUGAUAAGAGCUCUUCAGAAAGAGGAGUUGUGCAUGCAGACAUGUGGUCCCUUGAUCCGAGGACUUGGCAAUGGAAUAAGGUCAAGAAAGGUGGGAUGCCACCUGGGCCUCGUGCAGGGUUCUCCAUGUGUGUUCAUAAGAGGCGAGCCUUGCUAUUUGGGGGAGUGGUGGACAUGGAAGUUGAAGGUGAUGCAAUGAUGAGUCUAUUCUUGAACGAACUCUAUGCAUUUCAAUUAGACAAUAAUCGCUGGUAUCCCCUAGAGUUAAGGAAAGAAAAGUCAACGAAGGCAAAGAUAAAAAAGAUCUCUGAACAAAAGAACAUCGAGGUUGAGUCUGAUGACCAUAUGAAUGAACUAGAGGAGGUUGUUGAAGUUGGUAAAAUAGAAAGCUCAGUCCUAGAAGAAGCAUGCAACAUGGAAACCGACAUUGAUGAAAUAUCUCAACACAUAUCUUCAUCUGUGUCUAUUAAGAAUGGCGGAUUGGAAACGAAUGCUGGUAAAAAACUCCAAGAAUCUGGUUCAAACCAAAAUAUUGUUAUGCCAGAGGUGAUUAAGCCCUGUGGACGUAUUAACUCCUGCAUGGUUGUUGGAAGAGAUACGCUGUACAUAUAUGGGGGUAUGAUGGAAAUCAAAGAUCGGGAAAUCACCCUUGAUGACCUGUAUGCUCUCAAUCUCAGUAAACUCGACGAAUGGAAGUGCAUUAUACCGGCCACAGAAUCUGAAUGGGUGGAAGCCUCAGAGGAUGAAGAUGAGGAAGAAGAUGAAGAUGACAGUGAGGAUGAUGACAAUUCUGAAGGAAGCAAUGAAAGUGAUGAUGAUGAUGGUGACGAGGACGAUUUGGAGGCUGGGGAUGAUCGUCGAGUAGGAGAUGCUGUAGCUUUGAUUAAGGGUGAGGGCAGGAAUCUUCGUAGGAAGGAGAAGCGAGCUAGGAUUGAACAAAUUAGAGCUAACCUUGGCCUUUCAGAUUCACAAAGAACUCCAAUGCCUGGGGAAUCUCUGAGGGACUUCUAUAAGCGUACAAAUCUCUACUGGCAAAUGGCUGCACACGAGCAUACACAACAUACUGGAAAAGAACUUCGGAAGGAUGGCUUCGAUCUUGCUGAAUCUCGGUACAGGGAGCUUAAACCCAUCCUUGAUGAGCUUGCCAUAUUGGAGGCAGAGCAGAAGGCGGAAGAGGCAGAAGCACCUGAAACUAGUUCAAGAAAGAGAGGCAAGAAGAAAAAAUAAGCAAACAGAAAUUAAAAAAAAUCCUGUUAGCUUAGGUGGAACUAGAUAUUAUAUAGCUACAAAUGAUGAGUGUGUAGAUAAAGGGAGACACAUUUAUUUUGUUAGUUAAUGGUAAUCACGAUCUCAGAGGCUUAUUUAUAGAGUUGGAUUCAUUUUUUGUU
This is a messenger RNA of Momordica charantia (bitter melon), 2310 nucleotides long. Its product is annotated as Galactose oxidase/kelch repeat superfamily protein. Gene Ontology annotation, molecular function: protein binding. The record is from RefSeq and is a predicted model, not a curated record. NCBI's taxonomy places the organism in Eukaryota, Viridiplantae, Streptophyta, Magnoliopsida, Cucurbitales, Cucurbitaceae.